Messenger RNA from Magnusiomyces paraingens, 897 nucleotides. RefSeq lists its product as uncharacterized. NCBI's taxonomy places the organism in Eukaryota, Fungi, Ascomycota, Dipodascomycetes, Dipodascales, Dipodascaceae. The transcript has a single exon. Bases 1 to 897 code for a protein of 298 amino acids. The record is from RefSeq and is a predicted model, not a curated record.
AUGGGUGGUGGAUUAGACCAACAACAACAACAACAAUCAGAAUUUAACCCUUACAAUAACCCAAAGUCUGAGUAUUCGGAAACUGCUUCUCCACCAAAUUAUAAUGGCCAAGAUAAUAAUAAUAAUAAUAGACCAAUUUCACCUUAUAAACAACAAGAGCAGUAUUCUGAAUAUGCAGAUGGCAAUAAUCAAAUAAAUAACAACCAAACUGGUGGUGGUAAUCAACAAAGUGGUUUCAAUAAUGGAAAUCAAGGAAAUUACAAUGAUGGUCAAAGAGGUAUGAGUGUUGGUAGUAAUUAUAAUAAUGGUCAAGGAUAUAACCAAGGUGGUAAUCAAGGUUACAACCAGGGAGGUAAUCAAGGAUAUAGUCAAGGUGGUAAUCAAGGUUACAACCAGGGAGGUAAUCAAGGAUAUAGUCAAGGUGGUAAUCAAGGUUACAACCAAGGAAAUAAUCAAGGUUACAACCAAGGAAAUAAUCAAGGAUAUAACCAAGGUGGUAAUCAAGGUUACAACCAAGGUGGUAAUCAAGGAUAUAAUCAAGGAAAUAAUCAGGGAGGUAAUCAAGGAUAUAAUCAAGGACCAACUCCUAUUGCACAACCAGCACCAGUCGUUAUUCACAACACCACUAAUACUUUACCUCGCCAGGACAGACAACCUUCAGUUUCAGUUGUUGAUCAACCUGUUGAGUACCGUCGUAAAAUGACAGAUGGUGAGUUUUUGGGAUGGAUGUGUAUCUUUAUUUGCUUCUUCCCAUUCUCUUUGUUCUUGAUUCCUUGCUUUAUGGAUAGCUACGACCAAAAGGAAGCAGUAAGAGGUCCUGCAACAGUCAUUGUAACACAACCAUCAGCUCAAGCAGAUCCAGAUCUGGAAAAGGGUGGUUAUGUUGUCAGGAAUUAA